Messenger RNA from Triticum dicoccoides, 2100 nucleotides. RefSeq lists its product as uncharacterized. The coding region runs from base 34 to 1623 and encodes 529 amino acids. NCBI's taxonomy places the organism in Eukaryota, Viridiplantae, Streptophyta, Magnoliopsida, Poales, Poaceae. The record is from RefSeq and is a predicted model, not a curated record. The transcript has 2 exons. Gene Ontology annotation, molecular function: protein binding.
GUCUCCAUUUCGUUCAGCUCGAGCGCGACAGCCAUGGCUUCCCACCACCCGCCGCCGCCGCCGCCGCCGGAAUACCGUAGACCACCCGCUCGAACCACCAUAAGCUCCCUCGGCGACGACCAGCUCCGAGAGAUCUUCCUCCGCCUCCCGGACCUCCGCAGCCUCGGCUAUGCCGCCUUCACCUGCCGCGCCUUUCUCGGCGCCGUCCGCUCGUCGCGCGCCUUCCGCCGCCGCUUCCGCGAGCUCCACGCACCCCCGCUCCUCGCUCUCUUCCUCACACCCUGCAUGCACACCGUACCAGCCUUCCCCUCCUCACGGCGCCCCUCCGCCGGAUUCAGUCCCCUCAGAGACCACGUCGCCGCUUCCGAUUCCGAGUGGGGACUCGAUUUCCGCGACAUUGCCUAUGACGACGGCUUCAUUUGCAUCGAAAACCGGAGCACAAAGCAGCAAGCUUUGUACAAUCCCCAAACAGCUGCCCUGAUUCUCCGCCCCAAGGAGGACCACGACAUGCCCUACGGCAGCUCCCUUGAGUUCCACACACUCUCCCCCGGAGAGGAUCAGAGGCCGUCCCGUGUGGUCUGUGUCCGCCACGACUACUCAUGGGCUUGGGUACGCGUCGCCGUCCUCUCAUCCGACACCAUGGAGUGGCAGAUCUUACCGGAUACUGCGACGCCGCUGCCCGAGGGCUCCAGGCACGCAGACAGCACGGUGGUGGAUGGGUUUAUCUGUUGGGAAUUCGUGUCCCUGAACGAGGUAUCUCUCAGCGAGUACAUUUUGGUGCUCAACACGGAUACCUUUCAGUUCUCUCGAAUUGAUCUGCCUCCGCCCUUGAGAGUGGUAUACCCAAAAUUUAAGAUUGGUCAGACCAAGGAUCGGAACCUCUGUAUCGUCAUUGAGAAGGAUUGCACGCUUUUUCUUUGGAUCUGCACAGCCGGUGAUGACGGCGUCCAGAGAUUUGCGCUGCACAGUACGUUCCCGCUGCACGCUAGAUUUAUGGAGGUCACCAGCUGUUCAGUGGAAGAUAAAUUCUCAGUGCAGCUUAUGACGGUGUUCAAUGGCUUUGUGUACCUUUCUAUUUGCCCCUGGAAGAAUUUCAGGGAUAAGUACAGAUCCCCUGAGUGGUUCAUGUCCUUCUCUCUGGAAACAGGGGAGCUGAACCAGCAUUUUAAGAACAGAAAGCGAAUUGGCUGCCCUGUCCAUCCCUAUUUGGCCUGGCCUCCUUUGGUAGACAACACGGAGGAUUCAGAAUAUGAAGUUAUUGGAAACAGUGUUGGAAGUGUUGGUCCUGAGAGCACAGAAAAGGAUUCAUCGUUUCUUAUAAAAACAUUACGAUCAUUCAAAGAAGCUUUGAUUAAGGAUGAUGACGCAAAUGUUGCUGAGAUUGAGGCCUUCUUACUUUGCAUUGAUGUCGAUGAUGAGAAGAACUCUCUUGUGAGGAAAAUCAUUGCUUUAGAUGAAUUAUUGAUAACCGUGAGAGAUCGUAUCUUGAGAGCAGGUGCAGACUCUGAAUUCUACAGACUGAGAGCAGGUGCAGAUUCUGAAUUCUGCAGACAGAAGACAGAAACAGAGAGCUGGUGGCAAAUGUGCAAGGGGAAGUUAUGGAGAGCUUUCUUCGGUAGCUGAAUAAGUCUAUCAGGAGUAAGGGCCUGUUUUGUUGGAGCCUUGAUAGAACUUGCCUGAUAAGUACCUGUGUGCGGUUUGCUUGGUGUCCUGAGUGCUUGGCUUGAGCUAGCAUGCCGUGCUGUUAUCCUGGUUGAGGCAGCUGGAGUUAGCAAGGAGUUUAGUCGUGGGUGUCUGCCGAUGCCAUCUAAAAAAUAGGUCUUAGAACUUCAUGUUUUCUCAGGCAAAAUUUGUAUGAAUAUCAGGCUACAUUCAGGCGAUACUGUUUGUCAGGCACAGAGCUCAGGGUAGCAACCACACAGGUAAGUGAGCUUUUGUUGAAAUGCGUUGGUACUCUAGUUUUUAGAUUCUAUGAUGACGAUGUGCUAAGUUUAAUGUAUGUUAGUUGAAACAGUGAUGAUUGUAACCAUAAUCAGUAUUCAGUAUGACUGGUUGGCAAGAGACCAAGUCUUCAGUUUCAUCUACUGGUGUGUCGUUUUA